AUGGCCAAUACGCGCCUCACCCAGGGUUUGGUCCAAGUCUGGAUCCAAGUGGACGGGAAGCCUGUUGAGCUCUACGAUGUCACCCACGACCAAGUCAAACGCGAAACUACUUGCUGGAUAGCAUCAGAGGUAGGAAAGAAGUUUGCUGUAUGGUGCAUGCUUACACGUAAAGCCCACCACGACCGUCUUUUUUCCAUCCAUCUGGACGGAUAUCCAGCUGGGGAACGGUCUUGUAGGAAGGGUUUGGUCAAUGUCCCGGUUGAGCGGUCGUAUCUACGGGUCUCAAAAUCCACGGUUCGCCCAUAUUCAUUCGGCUCCCUCAUUUUAACAGAUGGUGAAUCUGGAGAAGGGCAGUCGCGCGAUAUCGGAAAUAUUAAGGUAGUCGCAUCGGAAUGCACCAUGAGAGACCAUCCGCUCUGUCCGCAGCCUGAGCGCUAUUCCAAACUUCCUCCUAUUGGUGUCGUCAAUGAACGUUCCAAGAAAGCUUUGCAACAUCAAGUCGAAUACGGAGCAGCUGAACAGCUUCCAAGAUCAAAGUCCAUCUAUUACAACAAGCUGAAGAAUGACGAAUUGGAGAUUUUCAUAUUCAGGUACAGAUCUCUUGCGAUGCUGCAAGCAAAUGGGAUUGCACCCCUCGAGCCAAUGCCGCUAACUUCGCAACAAGUCUUGCCGCCGCCACAGCCUUCAAGCUCAACUUGUAAACGCAAAGUCUCAACCAUAAAACAAGAGGAAGAAAUUAACGGCGAAAUAGCGGGACGAGAGAAAGAGCUCGUUCUGGAGCUGGAGAAGAUCAGGGCGCAGAAACGUGCUCGGCGAGAUAGUGCAGGGCGUCAGACGGUCAAGCAGGAGCCACCACGCUUCUUUGUGCCUGGCGAAGUUAUAGAUUUGACUUAA
Molecule: messenger RNA, 894 nt
Organism: Cyclocybe aegerita
Lineage: Eukaryota; Fungi; Basidiomycota; Agaricomycetes; Agaricales; Hemipholiotaceae
Source: the annotation of a GenBank genome assembly